AUCCCACUCUCUCUUCUUUUCUCUCGGUGGACUGGCCUCCAUCCCCACUCUCUCCCACCCACUACCUUUCGCUUGUUUCCCUGGCUCACACGCUGGCUUGAGUGCUCGACCAUCUGCUGCACCUCUCCGUGCCAUGGCGAUGGAUCUGAUGCUAGGAAUAACUAUUCUCUCCUUAUUCUUCCACUUAUCCUCCUCUGCCUUCACCGACAACAAUUCCUCCUUCCUCGCCUGCGGCUCGACCUCCACCAUCAGCCUCACCUCCGACAACCCCCCUCGCGGCUUUAUUCCCGACUUCGGCUUCCUCAUCUCCAAAUCCAAGUCCCUCGCCCUCUCCAACCCCAGCGCAUCCUCCAACUCCCCCACUCUCUACGCCGCAGCUAGGGUCUUCACGGAGCCCUCCAGUUAUCAAUUCAAGUUCGACUCCCAGGGUCUCUAUGUCCUCCGCCUCCACUUCUUCCCCUUCUCCGCCCAAAACCACGACCUCGCCACCGCCCGCUUCAACGUCUCCGCCCUCGACCGUUUCCUCCUCCUCGCCGACUUCGGCGUCCCAAACACACAAAUCCCCAUCAUUAAGGAGUACCUGCUCUGGGUGGACACCGGCGAGAUCACAAUCACCUUCACCCCCAAUUCUAAUUCCGGCACAUCUUCGUUGGCCUUCGUCAAUGCUAUCGAGGUCUUUACGGCACCCACCAUGCUUAUUGGGAACAUCAACCAAACACAAGAUCAGGCCAUGGAAACCGUAUACAGGAUCAACGUGGGAGGCCCAAAAGUUACGCCGGCUAACGACACCCUCUGGAGAACCUGGGUUCCCGACGACGACUACCUCUUAUCCAAGGACUUAUCGGUGGAGAGCAGCACGAAAAGUAUCACGUACUCGGCCCAAGAUAGCCCUGAAGUCGCGCCCCCGUUCAUCUACGAGACGGCACGAUCGAUGAACAAAAGCUCUAUGAACUCGAACCCCGGUUUCAACUUCAACAUAACCUGGAGUUUUCCGGUCACUCCCGGCUACACUUAUUUUAUCCGGCUGCAUUUCUGUGAUAUCGUAUCGCAGACGUUCACUACCCUCUACUUCGACGUCUACAUCGGCGACAAAUUUGCGUACCCAGAUCUCCAUCCAGCUGACUUCACAGAUAACCUUGCCGAAGCUUUCUUUCGGGACUUCACCUUGGACGGUCCGACCUCGCAGCAGGUCCUGAACGUUAGCAUCGGCCGGUCGGUUGAGAAGACCACCCCGCUGACGGCCAAUGCCAUACUGAACGGGCUCGAGAUCAUGAAGGUGAACAACAGCGUCGGCAGCCUCAACGGAACCUUCAACCCUGGCUCAGUCGCUAGCCAAGACAAUAAGAAGAAUAGCGUUUCUCUAGCUGUUCUGAUUCCAUGCAUUGUUGGUGGUGCUCUGCUCAUUAUCUUAGCCAUCACCGCGUUGCUGUUGUGCAAGAAACGUCGGCCAAAGCCUGCGACGAAGCCAAAGCAGAGUCCGGUCUCGUGGUCGCCGUACCGGACCGGCGUUGCCGAUUCCAUCGGCCUUUCGAGCAAGUUCACCGACGGAACGGCACCAAACGCCUCCCCCAACUUUAAUCUGGGUCUCCACAUCGCCUUCGCCGAAAUCAAAGCAGCGACAAACGAUUUCGACGAGAAGCUUGUUAUCGGUACCGGUGGAUUCGGAAAGGUCUAUAGGGGAACUCUGACGGAUGGCACCCGGGUUGCAGUGAAGCGAGGAAUGCCGGGGUCGAAGCAGGGAUACCCAGAAUUCCAGACGGAGAUCAUCGUCCUGUCGCAAAUUCGCCACCGCCAUCUUGUGUCCCUGAUCGGGUACUGCGACGAGCGGUCCGAGAUGAUCCUAGUCUACGAAUAUAUGGAGAAAGGGCCGCUGAGGAGAUGCCUGUAUGGCUCUGACUUGCCAUGCCUCUCAUGGAAGCAGAGGCUGGAGAUAUGCAUCGGCGCGGCCAGGGGCCUCCACUACCUCCACACGGGCUACUCGCACAACAUCAUCCACCGAGACGUCAAGUCCACCAACAUCCUUCUCGGGGAGAACUACCUGGCGAAGGUCUCCGACUUCGGGCUCUCCAGGCUGGGGCCUUCCUACGGGGAAACUCAUGUCAGCACCAUGGUCAAGGGAACAUUUGGCUACCUGGAUCCUGAGUACUUCAAGGUCCAGAAGCUCACGGACAAGUCUGAUGUGUAUUCUUUUGGGGUGCUGCUCUUUGAGGUGCUCUGCGCGAGGCCGGUGAUCGACCAGAGACUGGACAGGGACCAGCUCAACCUGGCGGAGUGGGCGCUGAAUUGGCAUCGGAGAGGCCAGCUCGAGAAGAUCAUCGACCCCAGGCUGGAGGGCAAGAUCAACAGCAAUUCCCUGAAGAAGUUUGGUGAAACAGCGGAGAAGUGCCUCGCCGAGUACGGCGUCGAUCGGCCUACGAUUGGGGAUGUGCUCUGGAACUUGGAGUAUGCUCUCCAGCUACAGGAGACGGAGUUGAAGAGGGAGCCCUUUGAGGAUAGUGUUAAUACGGACUCGCAGAUCCCGGUGGCAGCAGUUGGAGGGGCACCUUCGACUAGCAUAUCGAUCGAUGGAGAUAGUAAUGGAAUGACGGGGAUGAGUGAAAGCACCUCAGACAUGAUAACGACGACCAACGUCUUCUCCCAGUUGAUCACUGGUGAAGGCAGAUGAAUGGGAUUGGUUUCCAGUGGGAAUUUAUCAGUUAUAUCGUUCCAGUUUAGAACAAUAUUAGUGAAAUUAUAUAAUUGUAUGAUGGUAUCGAUGCAUUGCAUCCCUCGCAUUUCCUAUAAAGUAUCUUUCAAUGAUUUCAGAACCUUUUUUUUUCUUUUUUUGGAAGUUUAAUUGGUCUUUGUACUAUGGUUCUCGUGUAACCACUUACAUGAAUAAAAUAUAUUGCUGAUGAAAUUGAUAA
Elaeis guineensis (African oil palm) is the source of this 2906-nucleotide messenger RNA. NCBI's taxonomy places the organism in Eukaryota, Viridiplantae, Streptophyta, Magnoliopsida, Arecales, Arecaceae. The record is from RefSeq and is a predicted model, not a curated record.